Molecule: messenger RNA, 1358 nt
Organism: Teleopsis dalmanni
Lineage: Eukaryota; Metazoa; Arthropoda; Insecta; Diptera; Diopsidae
Product: calphotin-like
Exons: 2
Coding region: 11-1210 (399 amino acids)
Source: RefSeq, a predicted model, not a curated record
UAAAGAAAAAAUGUUGAAGAAAUACUUUGCAAGAAUUUUUAUAGUUCUAUUAGUUUUACAAAUAUUUAAUAUAGAUGUCACAUAUGGAGCUCCAGAACCAAAACCCGGAAAGAAAAAAGCGUUUGGAGUUGGACUCUUAGGUGGUGCUUUAGCUGGUGCAUUUUUAGGUCGUGCUGUGGCCAAUCACCAACAACAGCAGCAGCAGCAACAACAACAACAGCCACAAAUACAACAAGCGAGCCCUAAUACUGAUGUGAAACCUGUAACAACAAUUGAAAGAGGAAAUGUACAGCCAAAUGGUUGUUAUACACAAACACAGACAGAGCCGGAUCCACAAGAUCCACGAAGAUAUAUUAAAACUGUACAAUGGGUAUGUCCACCAGUACCGGCACCAAUACCACCAGCCGCAUUUGCACCUGCUGGUAUGCCUGUACUGCAAUCAGCUCAACCAGUUGCACAUGUACCUGCACCAAUAGCUCCACCAGUUGCAGCAGCACCAGCUGUUCCAUCAGUUCCUUUAGUACCUUUUACACAAGGGCAGCAUGGUCAACCAGCAGCUAUACCAGCUCCAGUUCAACCACCACAACCAGCUCCAGUUGCACCAGUAGCAAAUGUUCAACCAGUUGCAGUUCAAGCUCCAGCAGCACAAAUUCCGGUAGCACAUGCUCCAGCAGCACAGGUUCCAGUUGCACAUGUUCCAGCAGCACAAAUUCCAGUAGCACAUGCUCCAGCAGCACAUGCUCCAGUAGCACAUGUUCCAGCAGCAAAUGCUCCAGCAGCACAGGUUCCAGUUGCACAUGCACCAGCAGCACAUGUUCCUGUUGCGCAAGUACCAGUUGCCCAAGUUCCAGUAGCUGCAGCGGCGCAUACUCCAGUAGCAAAUGUACCAGCAGUACAAAAUUCGCAACAACCUCAGUUACCAGCACAUGUUGUACCUGUAGCUCACAAUCCUGUUGCUGCAGCGCCGAUAGCACCAGCUGCUCUCCCACCAGCAGUACCCGUUGUACCAGUCGUUAGUAUAGGUCAGCAACCUCAAGUACCAGUCGCAGCUGUACCCGCAAAUCCUGCUGCUUCUCCAGGUACGAACCCAAAAGUUGUCGUCAUAUCCAAAGAUUCCGGUUUCUAUAGGAACAACUCUGAUCGUAGAGCCAAACAGGCGGAUAUAGCUCUAAUAUUAUUUUUUGCUGCUUUCGCUUUUUUUUUAUUCUAAACUUUCGGUUUUAUAGCAAUAACUUUGCAGUAUCUGAAAAGUAAAAAUUUUGACAUAUGAAAUCUUAAAAUGCUAUUAAACCGAAAGUUAUAAACUCAAUAGAUGAAGAAUGAUGACGUCAGUUUGACAAAUUAAAAUGUGUUUUGAA